AUGACUUCAUCGGAAAUCAGUAAGCCAUUAUUAGAACCUUUAAAAGUUUUUGUGGUAAAUCCACUUGCUCCGGCAUCUCAAUUAUUUAUAGUGAAAAUGAUGUCUGGUGUAGUGUUUGGUGAAGAUCAGCUGAUUGAUUUGAGUCUCGUAGUGUAUACUAAUAAUAUUAGGGCUGCAGAAGCUUUUAUACUGGAAAUAGAAUCAUGUGCCUUUUCAUGCAAUAAUUCUAUCAAAGUGUCCUCAGAUAUGCCGAGAGUAACAGAAGGUGACGUUUUUUGUUUUAUGACUGACUUUGACAAUCCAAAUUGCAUGGUAUUUAAUGAGAAGAAUAUUGAAGAUCAAUUUAAUGCUUUAUAUUUAAUAAUAAAAUUGGCAAAUAGUUUUAGUUGGCCUAGUGAACUAGACGAUGAAGACGUUGAAAGAACAAAAAAAGUUAAUCGUGGUAAAAAAAAUGUUAAAGAUGCAAAAGCAGGAAAAGCGCUACCUAUUACAGAAAGAAAGCCUAUAUUUUUGGCUGAUGGUCUUGUGGCUAUUGAUAUUCUUUAUUCACUGUCUUCAAAUAUGCCAUCGGAUAUAUAUUUUUGUCCAACACCCAUUACAGCUAUUGCAAAGUCUGUAUUAAGCGAUUACUUAAACGUGCAUUGUAACGUCAUUAAUGAUGUGCUUGUUUGGGCUGCGAAUGAUGAUGUGUUUCAUAUUGAAGUCGAGAGGCCUUUAAUUAUUCAUGAUGAGGUUGAUGGUGACUCGCAUUGUAAUGAGAAUAAUAUAAUUGGAAAGGAUCUUUUGGAAUCAUUAAACUUAGAUUCGACCCAGUUUAGCGCUUCCUGGUUAAAGAAAGAGCUUAUCGAAAAGGUGGCGUCAUCUGCGUCGAAGAAUCCGUACGGAUGUAUUUAUAGGGCUGUGGAAUUCAGCAAAACUUUGAGAGACAUUUGGUUAACGCGUAUCCACGACGAUGGCAAGAAAGUUUAUAACAACAUGGGCGUCAUUAGUGACGGCUCACUUGGAACUAUUAAAGGACAUGCUUAUGUUUUGCCAUUAGUAUUUAGCCAUGGCUCUUGGUCGGUCAGUAAGCGUUUUGAAGAUGAUAUUCAUCUAAAGCAGGAAAUAAAAAGAAUGAAUCAAGAAGUCACACAACGCCAUCAGCAGAUGAUAUCACACUGUAAAAAGUUUCUGCAAGAGAACAUUAUUAAUCAAUCUCUCAAAGAUGAAGAUGCCAGCAGCUUUACAAGUAAAUAA
Messenger RNA from Nymphalis io (European peacock), 1236 nucleotides. RefSeq names its product putative malate dehydrogenase 1B. The transcript has 6 exons. The coding region runs from base 1 to 1236 and encodes 411 amino acids. Gene Ontology annotation, biological process: malate metabolic process; oxaloacetate metabolic process; tricarboxylic acid cycle. Gene Ontology annotation, molecular function: L-malate dehydrogenase (NAD+) activity. The record is from RefSeq and is a predicted model, not a curated record. NCBI's taxonomy places the organism in Eukaryota, Metazoa, Arthropoda, Insecta, Lepidoptera, Nymphalidae.